GCUGCCGUGGCCCUUCCAUCCCCUCAGCUCCCCACCAGUUCCGAGUGCUCCACCGGCGCACUUCACUGCUGCAACUCUGUCGAGCCGGCCAAUUCGGACAAGCUGGCGCCCAUCCUCGAUGCACUGAGGCUUACGGUUCAGUCGGACCAAAAUGUCGGGCUGUCCUGCACCCCGAUUCCUGUGGGUAGCGUGGGCGGCGGUCCCAGUUGCUCCGCGUCGCCUGUUUGUUGCAACGGAAACACCUUUGGUGGCCUCAGCUUGGGCUGCUCACCUAUUCCUCUGAUCCUCUAG
Dichomitus squalens LYAD-421 SS1 is the source of this 291-nucleotide messenger RNA. RefSeq lists its product as uncharacterized. Gene Ontology annotation, cellular component: fungal-type cell wall. The transcript has 3 exons. Gene Ontology annotation, molecular function: structural constituent of cell wall. The record is from RefSeq and is a predicted model, not a curated record. NCBI's taxonomy places the organism in Eukaryota, Fungi, Basidiomycota, Agaricomycetes, Polyporales, Polyporaceae. The annotation marks the transcript as partial.